AUGUCCGCCGACGCCAAGGCUGCUCCUGCCACGGAGCAGAAGGUGAAGCCCACCAAGCCCAAUGAGGAGACUUUCAAGGCCGAUUUGGCCCAGGCCGAGAAGGAGCACGCCGCUGUGCAGGAGAAGCUGAAUGAAAUCAAGGCCAAGAUCGAGACCGCCAAGCCCAACAACCAGGACUCGCCCACCGCGAAGAGACAGCAGGAACUCCGCGCCGAGCUGUCCUCGAUCCGCCAGAAGCAGUCGGGCUUCAAGGCCGGCCGCUCCAGCACCCAGGAGAAGAUCAACGCCCUGGACGCCACGCUCAAGGCCCGCAUUUCCGAGCAAAACAACUCGCGUGGUCGCAUGUCGUUCAAGAACGUCGAGGAGCUGGACAAGGAAAUCGCCCGUCUCGAGAAGCAGGUCGACUCCGGCACGCUGCGCCUGGUCGAUGAGCGCAAAAUCCUCUCCGAUGUCUCCACCCUGCGCAAGCAGCGCAAGAACUUCGCCGGCCUCGAGGAGGCCCAGAAGGCCAUCACCGACCUGAAGAACCAGAUCGCCGCCCUCAAGAAGAGCCUCGACAACCCCGAGGCCAAGGCUCUCAGCGACAAGUACAACGAGAUUCAGAAGGAGCUCGACGCCAUCAAGGCCGAGCAGGACAGCGCCUUCAAGAACCUGAACGCCCUGCGCGACGAGCGCACCAAGCUGCACGCCGAGCAGCAGAAGAAGUGGACCGCCAUCCGCGAGAUCAAGGACAACUACUACAAGGCCCGCAAGGCGUACAAGGAGUACGAGGACGAGGCCUGGCGGGUCCGCCGCGAGAAGCAGAAGGCCCAGCGCGAGGCCUUUGAGCGCGAGAAGCGCAAGAAGGUCGCCGACAAGAAGCUGGAGGAGGCCUCCCGCCCGGCCUACACCGACGAGAUCCUGAUCGGCCAGGGCCUGAUCCGCCACUUCAACCCUGCCUACGACUUCGCUGCUCUGGGUCUGGACGACAAGAAGGACGAGGGCUCCAACUUCCGCGCGGAGAUCGGCCGUACCGUUGAUGACUCCGGCCUGAAGGGCAUGAAGGUCCUGAAGAAGGAUGACGGCGAGGACUACUUCGUCGGCACCGGUGGCAAGAAGGGCAAGAAGGGCAAGAAGGGCGCCAACGGUAGCCCCGCCGCCGCCGCCCCGGCCGAGGCCAAGUUCAACCUGAACGUUGGUGUCAUCGAGGACUUCGCCAAGGUCAAGAUCGACCCUCCCAUGAACCAGGCGGAUGUUCCUGCCGUGAUUGAGAAGCUCGCGGCCAAGAUCACCGAGUGGAAGAAGAACCAGGCCUCGAAGACUGAGGAGAACAUCAAGAAGGCUCAGGAGGAAAUUGCCCGCCUGGAGGCCGAGGAGACCGCCGCUGCCAACGACGACCGGGCCACCGACGGCGCCAAGAAGGUAGCCAUCAAGAACAGCGGUGUCAACGGCAAGGUCUCUGCGGAUGCUGAGCUCAAGCAGGAGAAGGACGCUGUCGCCGACGUGACGGAAGAGCUCGAGCAGGCUACCGUCGAGGACCAGGCCUAG
This is a messenger RNA of Aspergillus uvarum CBS 121591, 1527 nucleotides long. RefSeq names its product putative nuclear segregation protein (Bfr1) (gene bfr1). Gene Ontology annotation, biological process: intracellular mRNA localization. The record is from RefSeq and is a predicted model, not a curated record. Gene Ontology annotation, cellular component: nuclear outer membrane-endoplasmic reticulum membrane network; ribonucleoprotein complex; endoplasmic reticulum. Bases 1 to 1527 code for a protein of 508 amino acids. Lineage: Eukaryota; Fungi; Ascomycota; Eurotiomycetes; Eurotiales; Aspergillaceae. The transcript has 3 exons. Gene Ontology annotation, molecular function: mRNA binding.